Molecule: messenger RNA, 1239 nt
Organism: Penicillium macrosclerotiorum
Lineage: Eukaryota; Fungi; Ascomycota; Eurotiomycetes; Eurotiales; Aspergillaceae
Exons: 1
Coding region: 1-1239 (412 amino acids)
Source: RefSeq, a predicted model, not a curated record
AUGGCAGUUGAUAGUUUUCGCCUGGAAUCUUUCCGGCCGUGGAAUCCUUUCCAGGACAGAACACAGCCUCUGCAGAAUUCUCUCGAGCUUUGUCAAUAUCCAAGUCCUGUCUCGAUCUCCGCCACCUCACCUGUCUCCAAUUCUAGCAGGUCGGCUUCAGAGAACCCCGAUGGUCAUUCUCAUAAAUCUGAGCGACACCCUCUCCCUCCACGACCGCCGGUGGAGGUUUGCUUUAACGACAGCCCGCCACAGGAGACAAACACUCAGCACCAACCCACUGAGGAGGCUCAGACAUCAUGCGUCAGCCUUGGAGCUGAGGUGUUCGGUCUCGAUGACAUUUUGCAACUAAAUGAUUUGCCAAACCCUGGAGACGAGGGCCAUCCGAGCAUAUGCGAUGAUCCGGGCCCGGAGUCUCAGUACCGGCUUGGCUUUGAAUCGGACGAUCCAGGGCUCGCUUGCACUGCCAGUAAGCACUCUGAUGCUGGCAACACUGGAAGCUCUGGUCUGGCCGGCAAAUGCUGCGACGCAACAAUUGACCCAGCAAUCCUAGACGAUUAUCAUGUCCUAGAUGUUGAGCAGAAUUCACCAAGAAGAAAAGAGACGUCGCACAUAGUGACUCCUCCUCAUUCGGAUAAGUCUGUUCGUGGCCACAACAUCAGAAUGAGUUCGCAAAUGCCGAAACCCCUAUGUCAACGGUCCAGAGUCAGCAAGGUAGCUGUCGUCGUGGACAAUAGUCGCAUAAAGAAGACCUGUCGGACAACCCAAGCAAACCGUCCUGUUAAAACGUCGUUUUCUGUUCUGAGGGAUCAAUUCUCCUCUCUACCGAUCCAAGAGCGGCUAGAGUUCUUGUCCUGGCUGUUUGAGGGUGCUUUAUCUCACUGCGUUUCUACGCGUGCCAACGCAGAUACCGCCUCUGUAUCAAAAAGAUGCAUCUCGGGCCACGAUGUGGACAUGACAUAUGACUGUGAACACCCGGGCUUAAGUACCGAACUAGUUGAUGCGCAACCUACCAGAAAAGGCUUACCGUGGUCCAUGGAAGAAAAUUGUUUAUUGGUAAAACUCCGAGAAGAACAAAAUCUUUCUUGGUCGGAGGUGACGAGAAUGUUUGCACAGAAAUUCCCCGGAAGGAGCAAAGGGUCUCUACAGGUGUACUGGAGCACGUCGCUCAAGAAACAGCGGCUCUCACACUUAACCAUAACACAGCCUAGCGCUGAUGCAUGGAGGUUUGCGACGCUAUAA